Molecule: messenger RNA, 1107 nt
Organism: Cetraspora pellucida
Lineage: Eukaryota; Fungi; Glomeromycota; Glomeromycetes; Diversisporales; Gigasporaceae
Source: the annotation of a GenBank genome assembly
AUGUUAUCACCAAAAUAUUCAAAAUAUUUCCUGAAACUUUUAAUAAUAAGUUCGAUAUCUCAUGAAUUAGUAAAUGCUCAAAAUAAUAGUACUACAAAUGCUCAAAAUAAUACAAAUACUCAAAAUAAUAAUACUACAAAUACUCAAAAUAAUACUACUACAGACCUUUACAAUGAAGACCCAGUUGGAUUCCUAAGUGUAGUCAUAACUGGACACGUCUGUAUAUUCCUCUCCGCAGCUUCAAUUUUGUUUUUGCUCAAUAGAAUUUAUUAUAGGUGGGUGAAUAAGCGUAAAUCUUUAUCGCUGGCCCUUAGAGUACCCUUUUACCUUGGCAUGUUAGCCUGCCAAGGUGUUGCUGUUUCAACAAUUGCAUUUACACACUUUCAUAGAUUAAUUGCCGCUGGUAUUUCUAUAAUUACAUAUUACAGAAUAUGUAAGCAAAAAUGGUAUGAUACUGGUAAAUAUGAUUGGAAAUUGUUUUUACCUUCGGCCAUAGGAGGAUCAUUAGUUGCUGCUAUUAAUUUAGCAAAUUAUGGCUCUGUUGUAUAUUGGUGUGCUGCAAAACCAAAAACAUUGAUAACACCGAUAUCUUCUAUUGUUAUGACAAUCGUCGUAUUCGUCAUUUGCCUAUUUUGUUACAUAAAAACCAUUCAAGAAAUACACGCCAUCAAAAAACAACAUUUAUCAUAUAUUGAAGAUCGAAAUACUUCAAAACAUCCUAUAAAUGCUGUUGAAAUUAAGGUCAUCAUAAAAGUUAUGGGAUACAUACUUGUGUUUAUGAUACAAUGGAUUCCUGUCACAUUUUAUGAUAUAUAUCAAUUAUUGGGAGUAGCCCAACCUUGGGUUUAUUGUAUGGCUAUUAUUUCAACUAACAUAGGGUCAAUUGGAAAUACAAUAUUUUUUAUAAUAAAUGAAGGUUUUCGUCAUAAAGAUAAGGGUGAUGAUUCCUCAUCCAUUAGCAAUAUUAAAAGUGAAAAUUUAGAUUAUUGCAAUAAUUCCACAACCUAUAUCAAUAUUAACAAUAGAAAUGUCAGCUAUAGCAAUAAUUCUAGUACAAUCUCUACCGAGAAUAAAUCUCGUGAGGUUGUUUCUGUUCAUAGUUGUUAA